AAAACCUGAAGAUUACAACCACCAACAACUCCAUCACCACCGGUCGUAUCUGGGGCCCAACAGCGAUGGCCGUCGGGGUCACCAGCGUUCGGCAAGCUGCCGACGAGGAGGCUCGGGCCGAAGUGGACGUUCUCAACUCGCGUCUAGAGAAGACAACGCAAUUGACCAAAAAGAUCCAGGCGUGUCUCGGCAGGCUCGAGGCGACAGGGAAGAGUGUACGCGAUGUGGCGGGCCCGUUGAGCGGGGAGACCAAGAAGCUUCAAGUCCUUGGAAGCAACAUCGAAGCAGUGCUAACAGCCAUCGAACGCUUGCGGCAGCCCGCCGACAGCAAAAACGAUGAGGAACAAAUUAUCCGUAUGGGCCCCGACAAGGCUGGCCUCCCUAACUACCUGGCCUCCAUAAAGCGCCUGAACAAGGCCCUCAGCGACAUGAAGGCCUCGAAUCUCCGGUCGACACAACAGACGGUUGCCGAACUCCAGCGGCUAGUUAAGCUAGGAAAUACCCAACUCGAAAACUCGUUCGACAAACUUCUCCGGAACGAGACCCCCCGGGCGCUUGAGCCGUUGCACUUCAUCACUAAGAACAAGCCAUUCCCCGUACUGACGCAGGAUAAGCUUGCGAGGCUGGGCCUGAUGAACUCAUUUGUCGCCGGGGUGUAUCGGCAGAGUAAUCCCGCCGGAGCGCCCCAGGACUCGCCAAUAGCAAAGAUAUACAUUGAAAUCCGGUCACAGUACCUUUCGUCUGCAUUGGUAAACCUCGCGACGGCGAGCACGAGCACAGCCAAGAAAAAGAACCCAGACGCAAUUUACCGGGCCGGGACGAAUGGGAUUGGGACGUACGCCCAGGCGAUGGAAGGUUUGUUCGUCGCCGAGUACGAGAAUAUCUGCAACAUUUUCACAAGGGAAGACUGGGGCCCAGUGUUGGAGGCGACGUGUCAAUCGUCGCUGGUGGAGUUUGGGAGGACACUGCGGGAGCUCAAUAGCCACAUCAAGGCACACCUGACGACCGACUGCUACCUAGCGUACGAGAUCGUCGAGAUCAUUUCGCAGCUGUCGAACAAUCUCGAGAGGAGGACGGGCGAACUCAAGAGCUCGCUGGCGGCAUCCCUCAAGCCGGUCCGGGAUACAGCCAAGUCCUCGCUCGCCGAGCUCCUAGAGGACACCAAGAGGAGAAUCAACAGUUUACAGUCCCUUCCGUUGGAUGGCGCGCCGAUGCCGAUCGUGUCCGAGACGAUGCAGCGGUUGCAGACCAUGGUGGACUUCCUUCGCCCCAUCUCGAGCAUCAUGGUUUCACUGGGAGACGGGGGCUGGAAGUCGGCCGUCUCAUCACGGGGCGGAGCCAGCGACGCCAUUCCCAGCCUUGCGUCCUUUGACAUUGGCGCCGAUGGCAAGGAAAUCUUUGCACACUACUGCACUGACACCAUCGAGGCGCUCAUGAUGGGGCUCGAGGCCCGCGCCCGGCUGCUCCUCCAGAAGAAGCCCGUUAUGGGGGUCUUCCUGGCCAACAGCGUAGUCAUCAUUGAGCGCAUGAUCCAAACCUCGGAGCUCGCCGGUUUGCUCCAGAAUCGCGCCGGCGUGCUCGAGACGUGGCGUAAGAAGGCCGCCAGCCUCUACGCCGACACAUGUAAAGACGUCAGCAUGCACCUGUUCGACGUGAUCCACACGAGCCGCAGCGGCGGGGGCGGGGGCGGUGGGCGGCCGACGUCGGGCCAGGGCGGCGCCAUGGUGGACUCAGCGUCGAUCCUCAAGAGCCUGUCGUCCAAGGACAAGGAGAGCAUCAAGAACAAGUUUGCCGCCUUCAACGCGUCGUUCGACGACAUGGUGCUCCGCCACAAGGGCUACACCAUGGAGCGCGAGGUCCGCCAGAUGUUCGCCAAGGACAUGCAGACCAUGAUUGAGCCGCUCUACAACCGCUUCUGGGACCGCUACCACGAGGUCGACAAAGGUAAGGGCAAGUACGUCAAGUACGACAAGUCGGCCUUCGCCGCCGUCUUCCAGACCCUCUACUGAUUUGUCGUCGUCCUGGCUGGCUUGGCCAUCACGACAUGGGGGUUGUUAAUUAUUGUUGCGCGGAGGUGCCCCGGGCGACGGGUGAUGCGUGACGAUAUCAUACCACCCUUGUGUUUUAGUCAGCUAUUCGGGAAGGAUGGAUGGUCCCGCCGUGACUAGUUGUUUGGUUCCUGGACUGAAAUCUAGACCCCGCGACUGCCGAAGG
This is a messenger RNA of Thermothelomyces thermophilus ATCC 42464, 2214 nucleotides long. RefSeq lists its product as uncharacterized. Bases 66 to 2009 code for a protein of 647 amino acids. The transcript is spliced from 2 exons. Gene Ontology annotation, cellular component: exocyst. Gene Ontology annotation, biological process: exocytosis. Lineage: Eukaryota; Fungi; Ascomycota; Sordariomycetes; Sordariales; Chaetomiaceae. Gene Ontology annotation, molecular function: phosphatidylinositol-4,5-bisphosphate binding. The record is from RefSeq and is a predicted model, not a curated record.